Triticum aestivum (bread wheat) is the source of this 946-nucleotide messenger RNA. RefSeq lists its product as uncharacterized. NCBI's taxonomy places the organism in Eukaryota, Viridiplantae, Streptophyta, Magnoliopsida, Poales, Poaceae. The record is from RefSeq and is a predicted model, not a curated record. The transcript has a single exon. Bases 50 to 568 code for a protein of 172 amino acids.
ACCAGCAUUCGUCGUCUGUCACAACUCACAAAGAGAAAUCGACAAGAAGAUGGCCGCCAAGCGUGAGGCCAGCGUUGCCGGGCAGCUGCUCGUCGUCGCCCUCGUGGUGGUGCCGGUGGCCAGGGGGGAGGCCAAGGCCGCUUGCCUCAGCGAGUACUCCAAGCUCUGCGGCAAAGACGAGAAGAAGGACGCGGCGUGCGCCACCGAGGCCAACAGCGUGGCCUUCAUCGAGCGCUUGUUUGCCGAGCUCGCCACGGUCGGCCAAAAGAAGCGUGAAUCAAACACCCAGCCCACGUCUGGGGGGCAGGACGCCCUGAACGGAUCCGUCGACAAGCAUGGCGGCUGCCCCGGCAACAAGACGGUCUAUGCAUUCUCCUCCCAUUGCGCCGUGGACUGCGACAUGGCAUGCAAGGAUCCUACUUGCUCCGACCGCUGCUACAUCGACUGCCCCUAUACGGCCGCAAGAUUCGGCUACAUCAUGGCCACCCCGGCCAAUAAGGGCCAGUUCUUUUGGGCAAUUCUCCCAGAAUUGACCCCCUCCCCAGCUUCUCCCAGAAUUGCCACUUAAUAUUUUUUUACAAUUCCUAGCUAGUUAAGGCAUGAUUUGAAAGGAACUAUUAUCUUGCUGGCAUUUAUCACUUAGCUAAGAGCCCAAAAGUAACAGCAUACCAGGGUAGCAACAUACACUGCCCAUCCACAAAAGACCCACCAGUGGUGCGGCCAACUCCAGGAUAGCCGCGCUAUGAACUAUCUACACGACAUCGAUCUAGCUGGGUGUUCCCCGCAACUCACCAUUAGCAACUACCUAUUCACAUGUGUGCUGACAUUCUCCAACCAAAGUCACCACGCCACGGCAAUAUGAUCUCUCAACACACACAAAAGACUCACCAGUACCACGGCCAACUCCACAACACAAAAUACUAUCUACACCGCACCUAGAAGGGCG